Messenger RNA from Eucalyptus grandis, 831 nucleotides. Its product is annotated as GDSL esterase/lipase 5. The transcript has 4 exons. Gene Ontology annotation, molecular function: hydrolase activity, acting on ester bonds. Bases 1 to 831 code for a protein of 276 amino acids. Lineage: Eukaryota; Viridiplantae; Streptophyta; Magnoliopsida; Myrtales; Myrtaceae. The record is from RefSeq and is a predicted model, not a curated record.
AUGUCCACAUCCCCUUCUUCACCAUCUUCACUGGCCUCCUUCUGUCGACUCUCUGUGACAUCAAUCAAAACCCAGAACGAUGUCGCUCUAUUCAUCUUCGGCGACGCCCUGAAUGAUGCGGGGACCAACAACUACAUAAACACCACCGCAUUUUUCAGAGCAAAUUUCUCUCCAUAUGGCGAGACUUUCUUUCUCUAUCCCACUGGCAGAAUCACUGAUGGUCGUAUUAUGGCUGAUUUCAUUGCUGAAUAUGCAAAGCUGCCACUGAUCCCACCUUAUCUCCAGCUGAAGAAUGACGAAUUUGUGGGAGGGGCAAAUUUCGCGUCCAUUGGAGCUGGUGCUUUACCUGAAACUUUCGCAGGAUUCGUGGUGGAUUUCAAGACUCAGCUGAAGCAGUUUGAGAGUCUGGUGAAGAACCUGAGGGAUAACCUGGGGGAUAAGAAGGCGGAGAGAAUAGUUUUGGACGGCGUUUACUUCAUCAGCAUCGGACUCAAUGAUUACGUCGCCGUUCUCAACAAUCCAGCCCUGUUUCAGUCCGUUUCCAUGGAAGAUUACGUGAGGAUGGUGGUUGGUAACAUUAGCACUGUGCUUGAGGAUGGGGAGACCGCAUGUUGUGGGUCGGUUCCGUAUGGGGGCAAUUAUAGCUGUGGAGGCAUGAGGGGGGUGAGAGAGUAUGCAUCGUGCCCUAAUCCCGCGGAGUAUGUGUUCUUCGACUCUAAUCAUCUGAGCGAGAGGGCUUACCAUCAAUUUGCCCAAUUGAUAUGGAAUGGAAGUUCACCCACUACCAAGCCUUAUAACCUGGAAGCAUUGUUCAAACAUGGGAACGUUUGA